Messenger RNA from Belonocnema kinseyi, 572 nucleotides. RefSeq lists its product as uncharacterized. NCBI's taxonomy places the organism in Eukaryota, Metazoa, Arthropoda, Insecta, Hymenoptera, Cynipidae. The transcript is spliced from 4 exons. The coding region runs from base 12 to 572 and encodes 186 amino acids. The record is from RefSeq and is a predicted model, not a curated record.
UCGUUCUGGUCAUGCAUGGCAACUUAGGAUCUUCAGCAGACUGGGUUGUAACUGGUCCCAGUAAUGGUUUAGCUUUUCUUUUGGCUGAUAGCGGCUACGAUGUGUGGCUCGGAAAUAAUCGCGGAAAUACUUAUUCUAAAAAUCACACAAUAUUUCUGGAAACAAGUUACGGAUUUUGGGAUUUUAGGUUCCCCUGGGCCUUAGAUACCGAGUGUCAUAUCUUUGUGUUCGUCUCUUUCCGACUGCGAUCGGAAGUAAAGGGCCGCUUUCACGCGGGAACCGAUAGAGGCACCCGGAAAUCUCCGAAAGUUAGGUUAGGUCCGAGCGGGUGUCAUCGAGACGAGACGAGUGCGCUUGCACUCAACAAAAUAGUGUCUGCUCUCCUGACUGACACUGGUCACCCUGCUGCUACUACACUGGACGACUCUACAGUUUACUACUCCUACGAAACCAUACGAAAUCGAGAGUGUUUGCUUUUGGAGGUGACGUUUUCAAAAGAACACUUGACUCUUUCCCAACCGCGAAAAACCUUCUCUUCAAGUUCAUUCCCAGCGAUAACCUACAAACAGUGA